AUGUGUCAUGGCCACCCUCGAUGGCAUCCUUGCUCACACACUUCAAUCAACUGGCACUAUUGUCCCUCGGCUCUAAUCGAUCUCGAAACUGGAGUCGAGACUCCAUGCACGCAUCUCAGCUACGCUAUAGGUCAGCCCAGCAAUGCUGACUGCCCCCUUCUCAACUGCCAGUUCAAGGCUUUGGGUGGGAUCUGGACAUGUUGCCAAUGUGGUCAGGGGCCCAACGAUCAGGGUUGGUGUACAAGGUUGUUGCCAGACCAGGACACUGACGGAAUGGCCACUGGUGCGACCGAAACAUGUGACCACGGCUGCUGCGCGGAGUGCGCCCGUUACUUUCCGACGCAAGAAACAAACCCGGAAAUGAAAUUCGGCGAACUUUGCAAGGGAACGGCUAGCCGCAAGUUUGGAUACAGCUCCGCGGCGCGCUCGCACCGCCGAGGCUCGGCUUUGUCCAAGAUCAACGGGUUUCUUCAUUCUGACGAGAAAGUUGAGACCACGGCACUUUCAAGAUCUGUGUCGCCCUCAAGGAGCAGUGUUUCUCACAAAACAUCUAUUUUGAGCAGCACGUCCUGUGGAUCACCAACAUCUACUAGUCGCGGGCCUACAUACAAAGCCGACUUGGAGCACAACAUGAAGAGACUUCGAACGCCCUCUGGAAAAACAAGCAAGAAGGGUCACAAGUCACUUAGAGUACGCUAA
This is a messenger RNA of Colletotrichum graminicola M1.001, 699 nucleotides long. RefSeq lists its product as uncharacterized. The coding region runs from base 1 to 699 and encodes 232 amino acids. The transcript has 2 exons. The record is from RefSeq and is a predicted model, not a curated record. Lineage: Eukaryota; Fungi; Ascomycota; Sordariomycetes; Glomerellales; Glomerellaceae.